GAGAUUUUGUCUACUUUCGAUUUUGAAUUAAUUUCUUUUUCUUCAUGUAUGCCAUUGCAAAUAAUUAUAUGCUUAUUUCAGUUUAAGUUAUAGAAAUAGUUUAUUUUUUACGCUAUAAUAUUAUUAUUUGAAUAUGCGUAAAUAAAUGUAUGUUAGAAACAAAUGACUGAGUUUUGAACUUUGUUUACUAAGGUAUCAUCAUAGAUUUUUAAAAAAAUAUCCAUUUGUACCCUUCUCUUAUGUGGAAGAACAGAUAGUUUGGGAUUUCAUCAAAAUGUCUGGACUUGCUGAAAUCUUGUUGCAAGAAAUUGAAAAGAAUGGGAGCAUUCAAUCUCUUGAAUUUUCUGAGAGACAAGGUUUAAAUCAUCAAAACAUCGUUGGCGCCAUUAAAAGUUUGGGAUCUUUGGGCAGUGUAAGUAACUAAUAAGUAUGCUUUUAAAGUUUUAUUAUGUAAAAAUCAAAUCAAUAUUGUAUGUAGUAUGUAGGCACUUGAAUACAAAUUUUUUUUAAAAUUGAAAUAAUUUUUUUUAAUAACACAGUUAGUUAGAGCAAAUUAAAAAAUGAAACCAGAAUCAACUUAUUAGCUUAAGUAAUUUUUGAGCUAUGAAUUUUUAAAGUGUGAGUGCGUUUGGCUUUGGUAUUUUUUACUAUGGACGAAACCACCACGACCACAUCUUGUGACCUCAUUCCGCUGAUCGCGUCAUGUGCAAUGACUAUAUACUUUAUAUAAGGCAACGCAUCGCCUUAUCACUAAAAUACUGUUUAGGGUUGACUUAGUUUAAACUUUCAACUUUGGCACAUGAAUAAUUAAUUAAAGCUUUCCCUGACCAAUAGUAUAGUAGUUUUUGCACACUGCAAACUCUUAUUCUUAUGAAUGAAACUCUGAGGUAGUACUAGGAUACAGCCAUUAUGCAAGUGGCUGUGAAUGGUUGCCAAUGACAACGUGUUGCACACUGUAAAUUCUGAUAAUUUAUAAUAUGGAUUCUACCGGGUUGUUAAAGCUCAAAUUAAAACUUUCCAGUUUAAAUGCCUUCAAAAUGCAUUCUGAAACACAAGUUAUCAAAUAUUUUGAUGUAAAUAGUGGUAAUAAAUUAAUAUUUCCUAAGUAUCAGCAACUUCCGCCAUUAAAAAAGGGGGCGUGGCCCACCCCAUGGCGAAAUUAGGUUGAGCGAACUGCAUGACCUGCUGCGAACGCAUAGAAACAUGGCGUCUCUCGUAAGACACUUAUCGCUGUAAAAAUUGGCAUACAUGUAGAUCAAUACAUUCCCCAGAUGCAAAAAAAAUUUGGUAGUGACAAAUCUUUUCCUUCGACUUAAUUUCAAUGAUGAAAGUUGCCUUAUAUUUACCAAGGAUUUUCUCAAAGCUGACUGAUUGUAAAUGAAAAAGAAAUUGAUUAAAAUGUAGGCCAAGAUGUCUACCUAAUUAUAAGGCCAAAAACGGAACUCAAAUAUAUAUCGAAAGUACUAAUUUAAUAAUAAAUAGACACACACAUCGGAAAAUUAAAAACUCGGAUUUUUCUGCGCCGAUUUCUAUUUCCGAUACACAAAGUAGUAGUCUCCCUUGUUUCAUCGAAGUAUCUAAAUAUUGCCAGUUUUUGCUACGUACGCCAUACACUUAGAUUAGACUUUCAGUGAGUUCUAGUACAUUUCAGUUUCUUGUACUAAGACUCGACUAAGAGAGAUAGUUAGUUCAACGGAACAUUAGGCACUUCGGUAAAGCAAGGGAGACUACUUCAAAAUUUGUUUGGGAGUUGGCGUAGGAGAAUCAAAGUUUUUAAUUUGCGGACUUUGAUGCUUUUUAUUUAAUUAGGUACUUUGACAUAAAUUUUAAUUAUUGGCCUAUUGUAGGUGCUUCGGUAAAGCAAGGGACACUCCUAGAAAAUUUGGCUAAUGCGAAGAGAUAGAACCCUGACAUCAUUUGCAUGUUUUGUCCAUGGUUUCGAUAGGGUCAAAACCCUGGUUCCGAUAGGUCUAAACCCUGGUUCCGAUAGGGUCAAAACCCAGGUUAGGGAUAAGUUUAGGGUUCAGGUUAGGUUUAGGGAUGGAUUUAGGAUUCAGGUUAGGUUUUGGGAUAAAUUUAGGUCAUAAGUUCACCAUGAUAAAAAAACACAGUGCUAUCUCUUCACAUUUAUCAAAAAUGCGCAAUAGUGAAUAGAAUCAGAGUUUUUAAUUUUUUUUAUGUGCAUGUAAUUUUAAUAAUACAUGAGCCCUUUUGACCCAUAACUAAGGUCUGACUCCGCCCAUUCACAUUAGGGCUUAGGAGAAAUGUUGAUCUACAUGCCCAUUGAGUUUUUUUGUUCUUUAAAUCAACUUUAAGUGAGGAAAAUCGUAUGUCAGUAUAAGGCAUCUUUCCCUCAAUAUUUCUUUAUGAAAUUCAAAGAUAAGGUCUUUCAUAUUAAAACUGGUACAUCAUUGCAUAUUGAUGUGCAUGUGUACCAAUUUUCAUUGAUGUAGAUAGUGUCCGAUGUUCAUUACGCUUGUCCUAGUAACCUGCAUUAUCAUAAAGUCACUCAGCCUAAUUUCGACAUGGCGUGGGCCACACCCCCUUUUUAAUGUAAAUAGGAAAUCUUUAAUUAUAACCACUAUUUACAUCAAAAUAUUUGAUAAACUAUGUUUUAGAAUGAACUUAAAUGUUAUUGAAAGAAUAAUAUUUUAAUUUGGAUUAAAAAAACCGGUAGACUCCAUAUUAUAAAUGAUCAUAAUUAGCCUUGUGCAAAAUGUCACGCUAUGGGCGGCCUUUUACAGUCACUUACAUAAUGGCUAUAGCAUAGUUCUAUCUCAGAGUUUCAUUCAUAAAAGUUUGCCGUGUGCAAAAGCUAUUAAACCAGUGGUCAGGGAAAACUUUAAUUAAUUAGUCAUGUGCCACAGUUGAAAGUUCAAAAUAAGUAGUUCCAAACAGUAUUUUAGUAAUUAGGGUAUUUGUUGCCUUAUAUAGACUAUAGAGCAUAUAUAGACCACAUGAGAGUUUCGUGGUCUCUACAUUAAUAAUAAGUAAUGAAAGGACUAUUGCCUAUUGGCCAAUUGAGACAAUUCGCGCCAUGAUGUCAUUUAUGUGUUAAUUUAAGAAUCUGUUUUGGAGUCUCUCCCCUUUUUUAUUUUUGGAGAAUUAUUUUUUAUCUGUUAUUAUUAAUGCGCUGAAGGAAUGUUUAGUAAAAUAUCUUUUUUGUUGCUGUUUUUUUUCUGAGUUUCUUUUCAUAUAAAUUUCAAUUUAAAAGGUCAGCUUUCUUACCAAAGUGUGUAACUGUAGCCAUAGCAGCACUUGUCUUUUUGUUGAAGGUUAGGUAUAGGUAGGUACUCAAAUACUCGCUUUGCGGGCAGUUGGAAGACGCGGGCUACUUGCCGCCUAUCGUUGUGAUCAGCUGGCGUUGACCGUUUUCAAAAUAACACCAAGCUGAGUAGUGUCUGAAAUUUUUCUUCCAGCCUAGUUAAGCAUUGAACUAUACUUACAAGGAACUAAAAAUUUAUUUUUAUAACAUUUUAGAUUAUCAAGUUUGAAGAGGUUCAAAAUACAAGAUGGGUCCUUACGGAAGAAGGAAAUUCUUUUCUUCAAAAUGGAAGUCAUGAAGCUAGAGUGUUUUAUGCAGUCCCUAAAGAAGGAAUAGCUCAAUCGCAACUAAUGGUACUGUCUUUAUUUACUAAAACAUAUUCUGAUGGAUUCAUAUUAUUUUAUAUGUUAUUGCAAAGAAAUGUAUCUCCUAUACCAGUGGUUCUAAAGCUAUGAGCAACUGCUUCCUUAUUGGGGUGCUGCAAAAUUUUUGUAAAAUUUCAUAAUUUAUUUUUUCAUUUCCAAAUGAAUGUGGUAUGACACCACUUAUGGCAAUGCAAACCAAAAAUUCAUUUGAUAAGCCUUUGCAGAUGGCUAGUUUUUUUAUGGCACUUUUUAUUUAUUUCUAUUUAAGACUUAAAUUAUUAAUUUGCUAUUUCAAAAUGUACUUGUUUGAAUUCGUGCGAUUCAACAAGUGUGCCCAGAAUUGAGAAAGUUAGAAAUGUACAGAAUAGUGAAGUCCAAAAUAUAUUGAUGAAAUUUUUAGAUAACUGUCUAGUAGUUACUUUUACAAAUCUUUAUUCUCAAAAAAUUAUCUGAUAAAUAAAUUGUUGAUCUUAUAGGCUAAUGUUCCAAAUGCCAAAGUUGGGUUCAGCAAGGCCAUGUCUGCAGGAUGGAUUAAAGUUGACAAAAGUCAAGAAGGGGGACCCAGAGUUUUAAGACAGGUAUUAACUAUAAUUUUUCCUUCAUUAAAACCACUGUUGAAACUUCCAACUAAAAAAUGGAAACUUUUACGAUUGUUUAACACAUUUUUAAAAUGUUAAAUUCCCCUAAAAUUGUGAACCCUAUUUUGUGAAUUGUGGGUUCCAUUUAUUCAUAAACAAAAUCAUUUCUCUAUCCUCUGACUGCUGCAAAUGAAUAGGUAUAAAGAUUAAUGCAAUGGAAACUCAUGUAUCCAAACUUUGUGGUAUCAGGACUUAUCUUUUUUUUACCAAGCAAUGUAGAAUCAUGUUCUGCAAGGGAUGAUCACAAUAAUAUUUCAUUUGGCGCAAGGAAAUAUAUGUCAUUGCACAAGGCUUAUAUAGAAAACUAUGAUAAUUGUUGAUACAAUUUCAUGGUAGUUACUAAUAAAGUUCAAUACUCGGAGGUCGAGAUUCCAUCUCUUAGGACCUCUGGCCGCAAAACAUAGCCUAGUAGUCCCUGGGGACUCCGGCCAUGCAACUCGGCCUUGAGUAGCGGGGUUUUGGGAAGGUUUCUUCCACUCAUGAGGGAGCAGUUUUGCGUCACAGUCCCCCUUGCCCAUUGAGUCUUACGGUCGGGGCGUAGAGUUGGAACAGCUUUGCUUCCUCUCCAGAGAUGGCGUUGAGUUGCCACCACCACCGCCCAGGGAGCUGUACGUUCCUUGGUGCGGGACGGCUUUGCUUCCUCUCCGGGAGUACUCACGAGCUUAACUUUCUCCCACCACUCCUGAGAGUUGUGCGAGCAUUUGGUUCCCAACUAAUUGUUUUACUCCGGGGAGGCGUUGCGUUGCCUCAAACCCGCUAUCCGGGAGUGGUUCGGUCUGGACUGUGAAGGGUCAAAACGGCUUUACUUCCUCUCCGGGGGAGGCGUUGCGUUACCUCAACCCACUGUUCCGGGAGUGGUUCGGUCUGGACGUGGCGGGGAUGAAGCGGUCGCCUAGGGGCGGCUUUCUCAGGGCCGCGUCUUUUAAAUCAUUGACAAGGGUUUGGGCAGCCACCCACUGCCUCAUACCCAUCAACGGCAACAAGUAAUCAUGUUAGCGCUUAAACUUCCGUUGCGUUGGAAGUCAUGCGUUUUGCCUGGGAUCUUUUAGCUUCAGAAGGAGAACUCCCCCCUACUAGUCAGGCAAGGAUUUUCCAGAGGUCCACCCUUGCCCGCCUACAUGGUAGUUACUAAAAUUGUAUAUAUGCUGUUAGUUAUUGAUUACCUGAAAUUUGUUUUUUAUUUGACAUACUACACCUGGUAACAAUUGGUGGGGAAAAUAGAAAUUCUACUCUGUAUUUCAUGCUUUUUGCCUUGUCUAUUCUGCCUGUAUGUUUAUAUAUUAUUGUUACACUUUGUUUAACAGCUGUACCUUUCAAAACCAGUGGAUGUGCUCAAUUUUUUUAUGAACUGGAUGUCUUAAUCUUUAUCUACAGGUUGAAAACAUAGAUGAUUCAGUUAAAGAAUGCCUAGACAAAAUAUCAAGAUUAGGGAUUAACGCUGUAACGGAUUCUCAGACAAAUGAUUAUAAAAAACGAAAAUUGAUUGCACAAGUGUGAGUAAAUGUUUCAGGGCGCCCGGUGUUGUGUUAACAAUUUUUUAAAAGUCAUGCUUAUUUUUAUAUAGCUUUAGUGUACAUAUAGUACAUUCUUUUGGGAAAACAAUGUGUAUUAUUUAAAAUAUUUGUUUGACAGGAAAGAAACCAGCUAUAUUGUAACAAAAGGAGAAAACUUCACAACAACAGUAAGCAAAGCUCAGAUUGACCUUACCCCUGAAAUGAUUUCCAGUGGAAGUUGGAAGACAACAGAGUUUAAACCUUACAACUUCAAAGCGCUGGGGGUACCUGCCACCAGAGGCCACCUGCACCCUUUGUUGAAAGUCAGAGAGCAGUUUCGUCAAAUCUUCCUAGAGAUGGGGUAUAUUUACUUUUUUUAAAAAUCUCAUUACUUUUAAAUAAAUCUAUUUGUUUUUACAAGCUCUGUUUUUAUACUAAGUAUAUAUAGUUUUUGUUAGUUUAAACAAAAAUGUUCUUUCUGGCAUAUCAUCUCUCUAUGAGAGAAAUGUUGAAAAGGGAAAAGAAAUAGAGUGAAUGUAAAGGGACAAAGAGAGAAUAAAAGAUUGAGAAUAGCAUAAUCUUUUCACAUAACCAGUCCACCACCCAAAAUGAUGAAUUUUUCAGGUCUUGCCAGCAUUUCCAAUUCUUAAGGUUAAGAAAUCGGCUCCACUGCUUAAUCAACAGUUACUGGCUCAGACAAAGUAGCUAUUGUCUGCGUUUCACUAUUGCAUUUUGGUAGUACUGUUUGCAUCCACCUUCUGGAAUCUCUAAAUUUAUGGCAGGCUUUGAGAGUCUUACAUAUUUUAUGUCUUGUUACUUUUAAUCCAGAUUUACAGAGAUGCCUACCAACAACUACGUUGAGUCUAGUUUUUGGAAUUUCGAUGCACUCUUCCAGCCACAGCAGCAUCCUGCUAGAGAUGCUCAUGAUACGUUCUUCCUCUUGGGUAAGUUUUGUUUGAAUUUAAAGAGUAAAGAGGACACACCAUAUAUUAUUAGAAAUAUGCAUUUGAAUCACUUUGUGAGAAAUCAAAUGCUCAAGACAUUAAUUGUGUUGAAAUGUCUUUAUUAAAAGUUUGUGUAGCUCAUUAUCAUAAAUGCAGCAGGAGAAUUUAAUGGCAAUCCAAGCUAUCUGCAUAUUUUUGCAUUAAACUUCCUGUGCAUGUAUGUGCUGUCAUUUUUAAACCAUAUUUGUUAAAAUACAUUAAAAACAGAAUCUGUCCAAUAAUCAUGCAUAAUUACAAAGAGUAAAUGAAUUUGCUGAUUGAGUUGUAAGUAUGAUUCAGUUUCUUGAGGCAUUCAUGACUUUAGAUGCUUUGAACUCUAGAGUUUUGCCAUCAUUUAUAUUCAGAGCCAGCAACUGCCAGUGCAUUCCCCAUGGAAUAUCUGGAGCGGGUGAAAGAUACCCACACCAAUGGCGGCUAUGGGUCACAGGGAUACAAGUAUGACUGGAAAGUAGAAGAAGCUGAAAAAAACAUUUUGCGUACUCAUACCACAGCAGUUAGUGCAAGAAUGUUGUACAAACUGGCUCAGGAGGUGAGCUCUAUUUUAUAAUUAAGAAAUACAAAAUGACAUUUUAAUUUAUACUUAAACUUCAAUGUUUCCAUUUUAACUUAUGUUUGGGAGUGAAACAGUAACAGACCUGUUUACCUUCAAACUCUUAAAAUCGUACAAGAUCGUCACAAAAUCAUUCAAUACAUUAUCUUAAUAGUAAAAAAUAAACAUACAGUAAUUUGAUGUAUACACCUCAAAAUCGUACAUUGUAUGCUAAAAUUGUAAGAGUAAACAGGUCUGCAGUAAUGGUAAUACAUUCCGCCUUUGAAGGCACUAGUAUUUUCACUGUAGUGCUGUUUAAAUUUUUGAAUAUUUCCAGAUUUUGGGGGUUAAAUUUGAAUUUUAUUUGUUACUUUAUAAAAAAAACUGGACAUGUGAUUUAAAAUUAUUUUAUUUUCCUAAUGAAAUUUUUAAUACUAUGAAAAGUAAUUUCAAGCUUUGUAAUAUUAUAAAAGAAAUUAUUGAAAUUCUGCAACAUUUAAUUCAUAUCUCAUAUCUGCUUCCUUGUUACAUUCUCCCAAUAAAUUUCCAAAUAAUUAUUAAUUUUUAUGCUUUCAGAAGGAAUUCAAACCAAUAAAAUAUUUCUCAAUUGAUCGUGUGUUCCGAAAUGAAAAUUUGGAUGCCACCCACUUAGCAGAGUUUCAGCAAAUAGAAGGACUUGUAGCUGACCGUGGACUCUCCCUUGGUGACCUGAUGGGCACCAUCAAUCAGUUCUUCAGUAAACUUGGUAUGUCUUUAAUUGUGUAAUAUUGGAAGGACUGCAUUCAGGUUGAAGUAACAUAACAUAUAGAACACGUGUUAGUUAGUGGAAAACCUGAAGAAAGACAAAACAAAACAGCGACUGUUUCAGCAGAACGCUUUCGACAGCAAAAAAGACGGAGCAUGGUGUAUAACAGAAAAUAAAAAAAUGACAGAACUUAUCUGUUAGUAAGUCUGCUGCUGUUUGUGUGCCUUUCUUCAAGUUUUGCCCUACCCUGUGUGAAAUAUUUUUUAUUGCUUUGCAGUUUUGAUUUUAAUAUAUAAAAUUUCUAAGUUGUUUUAAUUUACACAAUGAUAACUGAAAUUGCUUAAAAAUGUGAAUGAUGUUUUUUGUUUGCUCUAGGUAUAACAAAGCUUCGCUUCAAACCAGCAUACAACCCAUACACUGAACCUAGCAUGGAAAUUUUCAGCUACCAUGAAGGUUUGUAAUCAUCGACAUACAUAAUUCUCUAUGUAACAAUGUCCGUCACUAAUAUUAAGGUUCAAUAGCGCACAAAAUAAAAUUCCUAACUGCACCAAAAGAGGUUCUUAAAAUAUAGCAAUUACAUUAGGUGUAAUAUUUUCCUUUGUAUUACUUUUAAUACAGUUCAGGGGCGGUGACAUAUGGAGGAAGCACUAAUUGGGAAUCUUAUACAUUUGUUACUUAAAUGCAUGCUUUGUCAAGUAACUUCAAUUAAAGUUGGGAAAUUCAUGCUUUGUGGUCACCAUUAUUUGGCGGGCUAUAACUAGUUUAACAUAAUUCUAUUUCUAUUUACAGAAAUUAUCUUUUUUAAUAUAUUUUUUCAUGUCACACCUCACUCCUCUUGUAGGUAGAUUGUAUUCAGUGCAGUAUUGUCAUACACAAAACUAUCAUAUUAAUGCUUCUAAAAAGUUAACAUUUCCUGACUAGUGCUAUCUCUUUGUUCAAAAAAAAAAAGGAUUCUACUAUUCUGUGAAUGUCUUGCUACAAACUAAUUUUCAGGGACAACAAAAAACUCAAAGAUUUUCAAAAUUGAAAACAAAAUUUAUGAUGCAAAAGUUUCCAUUUAUUUGGAUAAAAAAAAUCAUCCUAUCUUUUCUUAUUAUUGCCAUAAUUUAAGCUAUUUCACUAGACACCUUUGUAGUCUGGUAUAAUUGGCUACCUAUACCUCAUUUUAUAAUAAACUUCAAAACUCCAUUUCCUUCUAAAAAAUCUAUUUACUUGUCUGUAUUUUAGGUACUAAUUCUAACAUUCUCUCUAAAGGUUUAAAGAAAUGGGUAGAAGUUGGAAAUUCUGGGGUGUUCCGCCCAGAAAUGCUAUUGCCCAUGGGCUUUCCCAAUGAUGUUUCUGUCAUAGCUUGGGGACUUUCUUUAGAGAGGUAACUUACCUUACUUUCAAAUUCUGCAAUAUUAUGCUUUCAUUAAGUAAUUUCUUAUAAUAUAUAUAUAAAUAACAUGACAACAAAAUAUUUGGAUUAACUUGCAUGUAUAAAAUAACUCUUCAAUGAAUUUGGUGACAAAUGUAUAUAGCUAAAGAUUUUCACUCAAUUAAUUUUUUUAUUGAAGGAAGUGUUAGUACAAAGUUAAAUUUAUUUUCAGGCCAACUAUGAUCAAGUAUAAAGUGGACAACAUUAGAGAUCUGGUUGGACCCAAAGUCAAUUUGAAAAUGGUUUAUGAUAACCCAUUAUGUCGUCUAGAGAAAUAGUGAACUCUCUUUAAUUUUUAUGUGGUCUUCUUUAGUGAGGCUGAAGUGAAAGAAAGUAAUACUUCCCUGUGUGUGGUUGUUUUGAAAGGAGAUUUAGGUAUUUUAUUUAUAGUUUUCAGCACUGACUACAUUUGAGUUUUUCUCAAUGAAUAAUUAAGCUAACUUAUUUAGUCUUAUCUUUCACACUGGGCUAAAAAUAUUUAGAGCUUCUUACACACUAGCAAAACAGUAAAUAUGUUGGAUUAUGCUCCUACUCCUAAUUAAUCUAGGUACAGUAAGAAGAAGAAUUACUUAUGGAAACUGUAUCACUGCUAGAACAUAAACAUAUGUGGUUAUAACACAUAUAUGCAUCUAUGUCAUUGAAAUUAGUAAGACCAAAAAAAAUGUGCAAGUUAUUUAGAUAUGCUGCAGUCCAGUGUUUUUAUUUAUGCAAGUUAUUUACUCCACCCACCUCCAAAAAAAAAAUAAAGAACAUUUAUUAAAGAAAAGCAGUUGACUUAUGAAAAUUCUUAUGUUAAAAUGCUUUUAAAAAAAAUUUCAUUAUGACAACAGAAAUGUGCAGUAGUGCAUUUACUUUUGUGAUUGAGCUGUGAUUCGCUAAUCAUUAUAACAAUGCAGAAGAAAAAAAUACUUUUAGGUUAAAAACUUAUUACAAUAGACUAUGAUGAAACUUGCACUCCCAUAAACAAAACGUCUCUGUAACUCUCUAAUCACAUCAAAUAGGUUCUUUUAAUUAUUCAGGUGGCACUAAAAACCAAAUAAUAUAAAAACACUAGGUUGAAUCAUGUGACAGAAAAUGCACUUUCCGCUAAUGCGAAUUUUGAAAUAUUUUUACAGUACACGAAAAAGCACUGUAUUUCCCUAAAUUUGAAAAAAUUCAUUUUUUUUAAAAAUCGGACUUAUAUGUUAAGAGAAGCAAUGAAAAAUGUCUGUCUUUUUAAAUAUUCGAAGAUAUAGUUUUUAAAUGGUAUUGGUAUCCCAAGGCAAAGAUUAUAAAUGUACUUAAGAAUGAAAAAAAAGUAAGAGUUAUUAUCUUUAUUUUUUUUUUCCUUAGAAUUAGAAGUGAUAUAUUAGUCUAGAAGUUUACACUAUAAAAUUUAUAUACAUUUUCAUACCGAAAGUAACAUAAUCCUUGCACAAUUUUAACCAAUUUAGAGUUAGAGAUAUCUUAUUAUUUUAUUUUAAAAGUGUGUGAAUUCUAUGAUCCGACGACCUAAGGUGAUUUGGUUGAUUUGUGUUAUAACUAGUCUUUAGUAAAAAUUAACAAUAAACCAAUCUUAUGUUAUGACUAUACUCUCAGCCCUGUGAGAGCAUGUUUUUAAUUAACUAAAUUUUGUGUUCUCUGUGUUUGAGUAUUAGUUAUGUCCCCUUUAAUUUUCAUGUCAUUCUAUGAUUUGAUGGAUGCUGAUUUCCAAACUGUUCAACCUUGUGCUAUUAAAUGAUCCUGGUCAAUUAUGUUAAUGAGCAAUAAACUAUUUUUAAUUACUGUU
This is a messenger RNA of Lymnaea stagnalis (great pond snail), 11224 nucleotides long. The record is from the annotation of a GenBank genome assembly. Lineage: Eukaryota; Metazoa; Mollusca; Gastropoda; Lymnaeidae.